UUCAGUCCAGCAGAGCUGUUCGUGGUGCGAAGUCGGCAGCAGAACCUUCCUCAGCGCUCUCAUGGGCAGAAAGACUUUUUGCCAGAUGGCUCAGAAGUUCAGGAGACGAAGUUACAGAUCUGCCGUACAGAGCAAUGGGAACUAUUAGGAGAAGAACGAGUUGAGCGUUUAGGAAGUUUGGGGAGAGGAGUAUGGAAACCAGAGGAAAGACUUGGUGGAACUGACACGGCCUGCAGGCAAGUUUUGGCAAACAAUGGGUUUCACCAAGGAAGGGAGACAGUGCCUGCUACCGGAGGAAGCUCUCUACUUGCUUGAAUGUGGCACAAUCCAGCUGUUUUAUAGGGAUCGACCACUGUCUGUCCAGGAGGCCUAUGAGAAACUACUCUCAGGUGGUUCAGUCACCUUGCCACGCUAUCAGGUGUAUAGCCAUUUGAAGAGAUUGGGCUACAUUGUCACACGCUUUAACCCAGGUUCUGUAAAAACACCAUAUGAGAGGCAGAUAAACUUGGACAGCCAAGUUGGACACAGCCGUAAACGCAAAAGGAGCUCAAGUCCUUGUUUAGUAUCAAAGCCUGAAACGACAAUAAACGAUGGAGAAGAACAAAUCAGCUUGAUUACUGCUAGUACCCAUUGCCCCAGUGACGAGAAUACACCUUCCACAGUGCCCUUAUAUCAGAAUAGCCAACAGGCGAAUGAAAAAAUAGAGAGCCACCAUUCAGAUACCCUUGUAAAAUCUUCAUGUAAGAAUUCCCGGCCUGACCUAGAAACAUGCAAGUCAGGAUCAACAUUCCCAACCAAUUCUCGAUGGGACUUUGCCAGACUUUGUUUUCCAAAUUGCGCCCCUGAUCAACCAUGUGUUCAGCUUCGAGAUCCAGAUCCGACUCUGAUACCAGAGAAUGUGUCCGGGCGUCCUGUGGACAUAUCACGCUGGUUAGGAAAUCUGAACUUGCGUAGGGAGAAAGCAUCUCGAAGAGAGCAAGAACAAUGGGACUGGGAGCGCAAGUACAAAAUUAGUGUCAAUGCAGACCCCAAAGUAAAGAAGUGCACCAACUGGAAGGAAUACAAGGAGCUCCUGCAAGAGAAGGCAUGUCAGCAUGACCAAGAUAGACCUUCACAUCUUUGGAAGAGUACUGUUCAACCACUGCUGAUUCCUGGUCCCAUUAAAUCUACAGCUUCUGUUUUAGAAGAGAUCACACUGAUGAGCCAGUCUACUCUGCUGGAUGAUAGCAAAAGGAUUCAAAAGAUGCCAAACCUUCCACAGAUCCACUUUAACCUGUAUCAGGCUGAUGGAACGUCAAUAUUCAAGAAGUCUAAACCAGGGAAGCCCUAUGCACAUUUGUGUGUACGAAGCUUUGAUGAGCAGAUUCCCACUCUGCUGAUGCUGAAGACCCUGGCCUAUCAAAGUGGAGAUGUGCCUGUGGUGUUUGCUCUUGUGGAUUAUGGAGAAGUGGCCUUUUACACUUUCAAAGACUUUCAGCUACCGGUGGAUGUAUAUCCUUGA
Molecule: messenger RNA, 1501 nt
Organism: Staurois parvus
Lineage: Eukaryota; Metazoa; Chordata; Amphibia; Anura; Ranidae
Source: the annotation of a GenBank genome assembly